UACACACAUGUAGAGAGAGAGAUCAUCACACCUCACAAGCGGUUUCGUUUCUCUCCUUGUUUACUAGGAAGCUAAUUGCCGAAGAAGAAGAAGAAAGAGAGAGAACAGAACACAACGGAUGGAUGAGAGUAUCGACCACUAUCUCUCGACCUCACCGUGGCUGGAUGCGAAUCCAGUGGAAGCAUCUCCGUGGCAAUAUGAACAGCAGAAUCAAACAAAACCACAGUUGGCCGGUUUGUGUGGCGAACUUUCAAAUAACGGGCAAGCUUUUCAUACAGAGACAACAUCAACUCUAACCAUGAAUUGCACUCCGGACGCUCUUGGUGGGAACGUUGAUUAUACCGAAAAGGGCAUCGGUAACUUCAACAGUAAUUUGCUUGGCAAUCUGCAUAAUGGUCGGAUUAAAGACGAGCAUGUUGUAACCAUUCCUAGAUUUCACUCUUACUCCUAUGAAGCCUUGCAUGGUUCAAAACUUGAUGCCUCGGAACAAUUCCCGAGUAUCUUUGACGGAACAUCUCUUGCAUCUGGUUCUGUUGGCUGCAACAGUAUAAAAGAUUUUGAUGUAUCUUUUGGAGAAACGCUACCUCCAUUCUGUGAUGGUUAUUUACUUCCCGAUACAGUCGGAGGAAGAGAUGAUAUGGACACCCUAGUGGAGAGUAGAUUUGUCAAUGUCGAAAAACUUUUGCAGGUGAACGAUUUCUCUGAAUCAAUCACCACAAAGGAUAGGCAAAUCAUGCAGGGUGAGGGCUUGCCAUCUCUUGCAACUGAGUCUACGAUAGAGGAGAAGAAGACAAUGACAACUGGACUACCACAAGCAGUGGUCGAGACUGCAUAUGCUCCUUCGGGUGGCUGUAACGUAAGUGAGAGGCCUCGCGUUCGUGCUCGUAGAGGCCAAGCAACCGACCCUCACAGUAUCGCAGAGAGGCUCCGGAGAGAGAAGAUUUCUGAGAGGAUGAAGAGUUUGCAGGAACUUGUCCCGAAUUCGUGCAAGACUGACAAGGCAUCUAUGCUCGACGAGAUCAUAGAAUACGUCAGAUUUCUCCAGCUCCAAGUAAAGGUACUGAGCAUGAGCAGGCUGGGAGCUGCAGAAGCUGUAGUUCCUCUCGUCACUGAGAGAUCGAAGAAUGCUUCGGUACCGUUCCCCUCGAGUCUUGUGGGGCAUGAGUUUUCGCCAUCAUCCGAUCAGAGCGCUCUGGAGAAAGAGAUCGUGAGGCUGAUGGAGACGAACGUGAGCAAGGCGGUGCAGUAUCUUCAAAGCCGGGGACUCUGCCUCAUGCCAGUCCCUCUUGCCUCCGCCAUCUCCAAAGCCAAAGCACACGAAAGGGACAACAACUCUGCUGGUCGUGCUCAGAACAAUAGCAGCAGCAGUGGUAGCAACGGCAGCCUUUCUUAAACUUUCGUCUUUGGAAAACAUUCACGACUCCAGGCUUUCUAGCUUAUAAAAUUUCACUAUCUGAACUGAGUGAAGUAGCGUCGAUUUUGUGCAUUCUACGGUUACAUUCUGAGAGCCUCUGGUGCCUUUGUCACGUUUCAGCUAAA
Messenger RNA from Tarenaya hassleriana, 1539 nucleotides. RefSeq lists its product as uncharacterized. The record is from RefSeq and is a predicted model, not a curated record. NCBI's taxonomy places the organism in Eukaryota, Viridiplantae, Streptophyta, Magnoliopsida, Brassicales, Cleomaceae. The coding region runs from base 119 to 1393 and encodes 424 amino acids. The transcript is spliced from 8 exons. Gene Ontology annotation, biological process: regulation of transcription by RNA polymerase II. Gene Ontology annotation, cellular component: nucleus. Gene Ontology annotation, molecular function: protein dimerization activity; RNA polymerase II cis-regulatory region sequence-specific DNA binding; DNA-binding transcription factor activity, RNA polymerase II-specific.